GAGUUGUUCAGUUGAAACAAAACAAGAAAAAACGAAGUGCACCACCAAAAACAGCGGGGUUGAACCGGUCAUAUGAUUGCCCCGUGCAAUCGGCGUUAUCUCGACUACGACGGAACGAGCAGAACGAGCGAAUCAAAGGGCUUUGCGAGUUUGGUGAGCAACGAACAACAAUAGCGGUACCGCCGAGCAGUAUAAGCUCACCGGAUUAGCGAAACGGAUGCUGGCGGUGCGUACGCUGGCGUGCUAUGGCCCGUAGGAUUGGGUCCAACCGAAACCAUUCACGCCCGCUACGGUACGGUGUCCGGGGGCGAAGGUGGACGGUGGCAGACCGGCGUGUACGACAACAUUCCGUGCAUUGGUGCGUUCCUGCGGGUCCGUGAAGGCCGCCGCCCGAAGGAUGAUGGGACGCGAUCUGUCGGCGCACGGGACGUUUCUAGUGUGCGGCAGCAAGUGCAACUCGCAGGUGCAGCUACCAGAGCUCGGCCCCAGUUUGGCCAGUUCUUCGCCGAACCGGCCCCGCCAGAGUGUAACGGUGCAAGUGUUGAAGUGAGUGCGGUCGGUGCUUCCCUUGAUCCUUACGUUUCUUAGUGAUUGUGUGUGUGUGAUUGUGUGCGUGUGUGCGUGUGAGGCCGCGAGGCGUAUCUAUGUGAGUGUGUGCAGGUGCCCGUGGACGUCGCUCCACGAGAGGCCGGUGAAGGUUCAUGCUCCUUGGCAGGAUUCGUCGGAGGGCCCUGGCCCUGCUGGGCGCCCUCCUGCUGGUGAUCCUCGUCUGGCCUCCCUGCUGCGCCACCAUGCCCAAACCGUUGCCGACGGUUCCGCCCCGUGCACCCUGGGACAUUGUGCCACCGGCCCGUCCACAUCCAGCCGCCGCCGUCCUACCGGUACCGCUGCAACCGUGGACGACCGGGGAGGGUACGAUCGCCCCCAAACGGCACCACGUCCCAAUCGGGCUGGGCAGUGCACGGCAACAGGAAGGGCAGCAGCAGCAGCAGCAGCAGGAGCAGGAACCGGCGGAAUCGGAGAGCCGGAAGAGCCGGCGUGUCAGUGAGUUUUACCGUCUGGUGCGUGCCCUCAGCCCGAUCGCCCAACCACGAUCACCAACACUAGAACCGAGCGCACGAACACAGAGUGAAGUGAGUGCAGCGGUGCAGUUAAAUUUACCGUCGCGCGAAAAUAGCGCCGACGCGCGUGAUUAUUUAAUAGAACCGAUCGAUAAAAAUAAAUCCCAAUCGGCGCAAACGGUACGCGACCGGCCGCAGGAUACCGUGCCGGGCCGUGUUCACGCCAGGUUCGAUGACACGGAUCCAUCCGGCGAUGCACUGUCGCGAAGUAGACGCGAGGCACUGCCCGGCAAUCAGCAUCACCGCCACCAGCAUCAACUUCCCGGCCAACCGCUCAAUGGUACGGUGGGUGUGUGGCAUGGGCGGCGUGGUGGUGGUGGCGGCCGACAUCAUCAUCAACAGCAGCAACAGCAACAACACCGGAACAAUGAAUCGAAUCUCGAGCGGAACGAACGUUCCGCCAACCUGUCGCACAUCACCGGUGCAACGCGCAAGAUCCAGCUGUUCAUCAAGAACCGCUACAUCCAGCUGCUGCCCGACGGAACCGUCAACGGCACGUACGACGAUCUCAGCGACUACACGAUUCUACAGCGGACAACCGUCGGGAUAGGACAGAUCAAAAUACAAGCCGUUGCGACGUGCCUGUUCCUCUGCAUGGACACCUGCGGUAGCGUCUACGGUUCGAAAGAAUUCACCGACGAUUGCAUCUUCAACGAGCAGAUGGAGCAGCAUCACUACAACACGUACUCCUCCACGCAACACUCGAACGCGCGCCGGACGCUGUAUCUGGCGCUGAACAAAACGGGCCAGCCACGCAAAAUCCAGAUCCCCGUCAAUCGGACACUCGGCAAGCUGGCCACCUACACGAAGGCGCUCACCCAAACGGUGGCCCACGAUCGAGUGGAGCAGCUGAUCUCGCGGCUGUUCGGUGCCGAUCACGUUCGCCACGGACUGAACCAGCUGUGCGAGGCGGGACAACCGUUGGUAGAGUUGACGGCUAAGGAAAUGCGCCCGCGACCGGUCUGCGGUCCGCAGGCAGGGUCUGCGAAAGGUGUUGCUGGGGUUGGAGGAGGUGGCGGUGGUGGUGGUGGUAAGAAGAACAGUCAGCAGAACGCUGCUGGUAAAGACGAGAAGGAUGGGCUGCGACAGAAGAAGAAGAAAAAGCGACGGAAAUGUCGCGAGGAUGAGGUGCCGGGAGAGCACUGCUUCCGACCGGGUGCGCCCGGCACUGGAGUAGGUGGUACAAAUAGUGGUAAGAAGAAGGCAGGCCCGCACCAGGGACAGCCGAGGGGCAGUAGUAGUAUUAGUAGCGAUAGUGGCAGUAUCAGCCCUAGCAGUAGCAAUAGUUCUGUAGGUAGCAGUAGCGCAGGCACCAACCAGUCAGCCAGUCUCAACAACGUCACCAGCAGCAGUAGUAUUAGCAGCAGCAGCAGUGCAAAUAGUCUAAUAGCAAGUAUUAGCAACGGUGGACCUAACCGUCCGGGUCAACCGUACGCCCAACUCACAGCAACACCAAAUACCCGGAAGCCGAAACCGACCAAGAAGCUUCCAUCCGGUCCGCGGAACGGAACGCAACCGCCAAGCGGAAGCUCCGCCGCUGGUUCAACGCGAAAGCCGAAAAAGCCUAACCAGCAGCUCCAACAGCAACAGCAGCAACAGCCGGCCAACGGUAAGCGGAACGGUACCAAACCGAACGGUUCGGCCAAGAUCAAACUUGUCGGUGCGAGUAUAGUGACCAGCAAGUUGAGCCAUCCCAAGCCGGCCUCGCUAACGAUCGCACGCACCGUGCGUCCCACGACACCGUUCCCACUAGCAACGCCCCGACCCACCACCAAACCGACGACGAUCGGCAACGAUCUGCAGGAUACCUCGCAACAGUCCGACGACUCCGAGCUCGAGAUGGACGACGUGCUGCACCCGUCCUCCGGCGAGCUCGUGGACGAGCUGGACGAGCUCGACGAAGCAACAGCCGCAUGUCUAAACUACCUUCGAGGUGCUAAACCGAUGCUCCGCUCGGGUCGUAAUGGCGCAUCUGCUCCAACUUGCACGUUAGCCUACCACAAGCAUGGCGAACCGCAUCGCACGAGGCGUGGUGGACCGUACCUGUAGCAUGCCAACGAACAGGACCUUGGACGAUUGCUGCACCAGCAAGUCUUCUUCCAGGUGGUCGAUAUGUGGGUGUGUGAAUUUUGUGCAUGUUUUGUUUUGUGUGUAGAUCAAUCAUGGUCAUGAUCGCAUGUCGCAUCACCAGAAACAUCAUUGUGUUUUGUGUGUGCUUGUAUUAUCAUCCAUAGGUGUGUAUUGUACCGUAAUCGUACCUGUGUGUGUGUGUGUUCAUUUGUGCGUGGGAUAAGAGCGUCACGCCCUAAUUCGGAACCUUCCUGUUCUUCUUCUUCUUCUUCUAUUCCGCCGUUUAUUUCAGUUCCAGGACAUUCUCCCACUGCUUCCUCCUGGCACGAAUUGCUCCCCACCAGCUCGGUAUCCGAGCAGCGCAGCCGCUACCAUGCGUUAUCCUGCUGUAGUUUCCUUAGCCUAAGCACGCUCGUUGUGUACGGUGCCACUGCGCAUUUGCUCUAUCUAUGAUCGGAGAGUUCGGCAAACUCCCGUCCUGAUGCACCGUCGCUAACGCCCAACUGUCACGAAAACAUGGCCAAAUCCCUCCUAUUCUUGGAGCCCUGCAAAUGGUUUGUCACCGAGAUGUGAAGAGCAGAAUCGCUGGAUGCACCGGUGAUAAGCAUUGAUAACCCUAAUUGGCAGUACGAUGACGGUGAAACUACGGGAGUAAAAAUCUCAUUCGUGACACGCGUGACAAACCACUGAUAAACUGAUGGAGAGACUGAUUUUUAUUUUCCAACACAUUGUUUGACCUGGUAGCGUCCUUAAUGUCCCAAUCAUUGUUCCUUUCGAUUGUCGCAGACGCUUCGGCCGUUAUGCUUUGCUGUGUAUGUUUAAACCCCCGUCUUUGGUUACAUAUUUAACGCUCAGCGCAGAGCUUUCUCCAAUAGGCAACCCAUUAACACCCAUGGCAACAUUAAUAUUUAGACUGAACUCUUGCAGAGUCAAGUUUGCGCCGCCGAAAUCGCCCACUCUCAUCACACACCAAGCGGAUCAAUCCUCAGAAUCCUUGCUAACUUUUACUGGUUCGGAGAUACUUCCAUGACGUCUAUAACUACUGUAGGUUACUAUUUAAACGUAUACUCCUAACGAUUGGUCCUCCACGGAGGCAUAGGUGUCUGCCGUUCCUGCCGCAGAAACACACGCCAUUUUUUCUGGUAUCCGCAGGUUUCCGUUUCGCUGCUACUCGGUACUGUCUGUACAUAGUUAGUGGUAAGGUGAGGUAAAAGUAUUGCAAAAUGGUCCACCAGUCAUCGGAAUACGCUAGGUUUAAACUGCAUCGGUGUCCCCUUUAUUUAUGUCUUUGUUGUAAAGGUGAAGCAAUCAGGCAACCGCUCUUUUUAGAAUCUGUGCUUUAUUUUUGUCUGUAACAGGACAGAUACUGUGUACAUAGAAACUACAGGCUGUGUGGCAGCAACACAUUGUAGAAUUUCAGUUCGUACAGCAGAACACCGUAACCGUAAUGGAUCUGACUCUAGAUGGUACCUACACAGAGAAAUCCGUUCCUCCAUAUGGCUUUCCCCAUUAUAAGCGUUGGCAUGUAGAGUUGGCAUGUUUAAGCUUCCGGACCUAUUUCCGAAUAACUGUAGCCGUAGCCGAAAAAAAAUACUCAACAAAAGCCGCAUCUUUUACGAGAUCUAACUCAGGAGUUCAGAAUUCGAACAACACUUACUAGACACUUAAGGCUGCGGUAGGACGACAACGCGAUGUGUGUGUGUGUAGACACCUUGUAAAGGUUGACAGGUUCACCCCAUACUGAUCGAACGAUUUUAACGCCAACGACAAUGAGAGAGAGAGAGGGAGGGAGCGCGCCACGUGGUGUGGUCCUCGGAUUUCGCCGAGUCGAUCGUUCGAUUCUACGCUGUAAAUCCAUUGCACCCGAAAUCGAACGACUAGAAACAAUACUACACACAAGUAAUACCAAAUAGUGCGCAAACAGUCUUAGUUGGAGCUCUAGUGGUAAGAUUUAACGAUCCUCGUUCUGACACAGCUGAAUGAUAGACAAUAAUACCCCAGCAAAACAGUUCAAUCCUGGAAGCCUUUAUCGCUGUAAGAUAAUCAUACAAAAACUUCCGAUUCCCAAAUGGUUAAUAGUCACGUUUGGAAUGUCGCUCGAGCAUAUGGACUCACUUCAUAGCGAUCGAUCAUAUUAUUUAUUGUAAAAACAGAGGCCAAACCUAAUUGCUCCCAACAACAACUGCCAAUGGAGACACAGUAACAUGAACAAGCCGAUGUUGGUACGGAGUUUCGGUUGCGAACAUUGCUUAUUCUCUGGCCUGCAUCGUUCCUGUGCGCUUGCGAAAUCGUAUUUUUCUUUUUUAAAUGCAUUACUAUAAAUUCUUCUAGUCAUUAAUAACUUAUUUAGUUAUGCUAAACCCAAACCCCCAUGUGAGGUAAUCAGAACGAUCUGGUGAUUGUGCUUUAUUUUUAAUCAAUUUACUGUGAGUUUUGUUCAAAAUUUACACCAACUGACGUCUCUCGAAAAGUAAUAACUGAAAAAGCCUCAUCAUUGCUAACGAUCACGUAGUAGGUAGUGGAGGUAAUAGGCAACAGAAUCAAAGAACACGCACAUUUUGGUUGCGUUUGCAUCACGCUGGUUUUGUGAUGAAAGUCAGAACCGUUUUCAUGCUGCUUAUCGAAAAGUCAAUGCCUAACAGUAUCGAAGAACUGAGUGCCAUAUAAUAUUGUAAAGGGAAAGGGAACGUGAGAAGCGUUCGCGUCGCGCAAGCCAUAGCUCUUAGAGGAAACAGUCGACUACUUGCUUGCUUCUUUAUUUUUUUUGAAUUUAAUAUCUCCAGACCAAUAACAUUCAAAACUCUAUCGAAAUGCUUGACGCGAAAAUUGAUAAAUGAAGCGCAUUGAGCUACAUACGCAAAAUCAUAGAUCGUUCUUUUAUAACAUCACAAAUAUGCACACACACGCACUGUAGGGAAUCAACCUGAUCGACGCGGAGCAGCCAUGCAUUAGCUUUGACUUAAAAGACAGAGAUUUUACAAAAACAUGUGUGCUAGAAUCAAGUAAAUUUAUUAACAUCACUUUUCCAUCAGCAAAAAGAAAAGGAAGAGCAUGAAGAUAAAAAAUGAAUGGAAAAAGUACUACAACCAAGUAAAAGUAACCCGCAAAAGAUUCUCAGCAACUGCAAACGUACAUUGUGUAUUUGUAAAUAGUAGAACUAAAGGAAGUGAAAAAAACAAAAACAAGAAAACAAAACAAAAACAAAUUUGCAACAAAUGCAACGAAUAUGGUAAACCGUAAAAAGUAAGAAGGAAAGUAAAGAAAAUGAUAAAACCGCUUAAUCUAGUGCUUGUAAACCGUGUACUGCAAGCAAACAAAAUGGGCAUGUAAACCAACACUAAUUGUCUAUGUCUAAGGGAAGCCGGCAGAACGCGAAACAAAUUAAACCGUAAGCUGUAACAGUCUAAACUACGCUGAUAUUGUAAAAUAUGCAAACACAAUGUUAAAGUGGAACGAAUAAUACUGCUACAAAAUAUACGAAAUCUAGUAGAAAACAAA
Messenger RNA from Anopheles stephensi (Asian malaria mosquito), 6689 nucleotides. RefSeq lists its product as uncharacterized. The transcript has 5 exons. The coding region runs from base 702 to 3170 and encodes 822 amino acids. Gene Ontology annotation, molecular function: growth factor activity; fibroblast growth factor receptor binding. Gene Ontology annotation, cellular component: cytoplasm. Lineage: Eukaryota; Metazoa; Arthropoda; Insecta; Diptera; Culicidae. The record is from RefSeq and is a predicted model, not a curated record. Gene Ontology annotation, biological process: fibroblast growth factor receptor signaling pathway; positive regulation of cell population proliferation; positive regulation of gene expression.